This is a messenger RNA of Penicillium cosmopolitanum, 1014 nucleotides long. Its product is annotated as recombinase DMC1. The transcript has 8 exons. Gene Ontology annotation, molecular function: double-stranded DNA binding; ATP binding; single-stranded DNA binding. Gene Ontology annotation, cellular component: condensed nuclear chromosome; nucleus. Bases 1 to 1014 code for a protein of 337 amino acids. NCBI's taxonomy places the organism in Eukaryota, Fungi, Ascomycota, Eurotiomycetes, Eurotiales, Aspergillaceae. Gene Ontology annotation, biological process: mitotic recombination; reciprocal meiotic recombination; DNA repair. The record is from RefSeq and is a predicted model, not a curated record.
AUGGCAGGUUCAAUCUCCGACGACGAAUUAAACGACGAAAACUUCAUCGUCGACAUCGACAGCAUCCAAGCACACGGCAUCGGCGCCGCAGACAUCACAAAACUAAAAGCAAAUGGAUUCUACACCGUUGCCUCCGUCCACGGCGCCACGCGCAAAACACUUCUGAAAAUCAAGGGAUUCAGCGAGAUCAAGGUCGAGAAGGUCAAAGAGGCGAUUCAGAAAUGUUUGCCAUCCGCAUCAGGUUUCAUCACCGCCAUGGAACUAUUCCACCAACGCAAAAAGGUCGUUCGCAUUUCGACUGGGAGCAAACAAUUCGACUCUAUCCUUGGCGGCGGCUUCCAAAGCAUGUCCAUAAGCGAAGUCUUCGGCGAAUUCCGCUGCGGCAAAACCCAACUUUCCCACACAAUGUCCGUUAUAGCCCAACUCCCACGCAACCUGGGAGGCGCAGACGGAAAAGUCGCAUACAUCGACACCGAGGGAACCUUCCGACCCGAAAGAAUUGCGCAAAUUGCAGAACGAUUCGGCGUCGAGCCUGAGACGGCGCAGGAAAAUAUUGCUUACGCGCGUGCGCUGAAUAGUGAGCAUCAACUUGAGUUGUUGAAUACGCUUAGUUGUGAGUUUGCCGGAGGCGAGUUUCGGUUGCUGGUUAUUGAUUCCAUUAUGAAUUGUUUUCGGGUCGAUUAUUGUGGGCGUGGUGAACUUGCUGAGAGGCAGCAGAAGCUUAAUCAGUUUCUUAUGAAAUUGGCGCAUAUGGCUGAGGAGUUCAAUGUUUGUGUUCUCAUGACAAACCAAGUUCAGAGUGACCCUGGUGCUAGUGCACUGUUUGCUGGAGCUGAUGGCCGCAAGCCUGUUGGAGGACAUGUUCUUGCGCAUGCGUCGACCACCCGUGUGCUUCUCCGCAAGGGUCGUGGUGAAGAACGAGUGGCCAAGAUUCAAGACUCGCCUGACUGCCCCGAGCGAGAGGCGACUUAUAUCAUUACGAAUGGAGGUAUCAAUGAUCCCGACAAGCUAUGA